Messenger RNA from Acanthoscelides obtectus, 7626 nucleotides. NCBI's taxonomy places the organism in Eukaryota, Metazoa, Arthropoda, Insecta, Coleoptera, Chrysomelidae. The record is from the annotation of a GenBank genome assembly.
UCUGGUACUCCUGCUGUUUGAAGAAGAUCCAUUAUGAAGUUACCCUCACUUCUCAGAAACUCUUCUAUUUUUUUCGCCAUUAUUAAUAUUAUCUAUAUUAUAUCCUCACUGCAAUUCAUUAGUUCUUCCUUAACAGGUAUUUUGAGGUAGGUAUCAUAAAAAUUCAUAAAUUCAAACAAAAUCAGAUCCACAUGCAACAAAUAUGUUUUUUAAGGUUAUGCCGAUCUGUCAUUGUCAACCAGGUAGAGAUGAAAUAAAACCGUCUUACAUUUUACUUUCACACUAAAUCACGCUUAUAGUCAUAUGCUGUAAAGUUACCUGAGACUAGGCGUCUUUUAAGUCUGACGGGUACAAUGACGGAACGCACCCUAAAACACGCCCAAUGAGAAUGAGCUGUCAGUGAGUUGCCAAAUGACUAAUGAAUCAUUUUUUGUGAAUAAACAUUAGUGGCUAGUGGCUUUGUAGUUAUUUUUUUCAGUAAAAGUAAUUGUGGAAAGGUAGCGUUUUUGAUAAUAUUUGUGCCCUUUUCUACACAAGUAUACAAUAUCCAUGAUGACUGACCGUUUUGGAUUAAAAUGGGACCCGAAGAAUUUAGAAAUCAGAACAAUGUCUGUGGAGAAAACGUUAGAACCGUUGGUUCUGCAAGUUACAACACUUGUGAAUACAAAGGGCCCUAGUAAAAAGAAGAAAGGUAAAUCUAAACGUGCCAAUGCACUUGUUAGUACUGUAGAAAAAGCGACUGAAAAUUUCAUUGAGAAAGGAGAGCAAAUUGCUAAAGAAAAUCCUGACAUCACAGAUGAGAUGCUUGCUGCAGUGGAUGAAGUUAGGAGAACAGGGACUGCGAUGAGCAUCGCAGCUCGAGAGUUCUCCGAGGAUCCAUGUUCAUCCUUGAAACGCGGUAACAUGGUGCGAGCUGCUCGCAACCUGCUUUCAGCAGUCACACGUCUGCUUAUCUUAGCCGACAUGGUGGAUGUUCACCUGCUGCUCAAAUCACUUCAUGUCGUCGAGGACGAUCUGGAGAAGCUGAAGAACGCAUCCAGCAACUCCGAGCUGCUGGACAACAUCAAGGCGUUCGGUCACAAUGCUAAUGAGCUUAUGAAUCAAGCGGCUAAACGCCAACAGGAAUUGAAGGAUCCACAAUUGCGUGAUGAUCUGGCCGCUGCCAGAGCAGUAUUGAAGAAACACUCCACGAUGCUGUUGACAGCUUCAAAAGUUUAUGUACGUCAUCCGGAAUUGGCUGCAGCAAAGGCUAAUAGAGACUAUGUGCUAAAACAGGUAUGCGAAGCUGUGAACACCAUAAACGACGUGGCCCAAGGCCGUACGCCUCAACCAGCCGCAGGUCCCUUCGACGGACCUGGAGAACUGGCGGCCGCGCUGGACGACUUCGACGAUCAUAUGGUCAUGGAACCGCUGGCGUACAACGAGGUGCACACCAGACCCUCGCUGGAGGAACGUUUGGAGAGCAUCAUCAGCGGGGCGGCGCUCAUGGCGGACUCCAGCUGCACCAGGGAUGAGCGGCGAGAAAGAAUUGUCGCCGAGUGCAAUGCUGUCAGGCAGGCGCUGCAGGACCUUCUCUCCGAAUACAUGACGAACAUGGGCACCAAAGACCGCAGCGACAACCUCAACAGAGCCAUCGACAACAUGAGCAGGAAGACGAGAGAUUUGAGGAGGCAACUGAGGAAGGCUGUUGUCGAUCACGUGUCGGACAGCUUUUUGGACACCACCGUGCCUUUGUUGGUGCUGAUCAAGGCGGCUCAAAAUGGGAACGAAAAGGAGGUGGAGGAGUAUGCUGUGGUAUUCGCUGAACAUUCCAAUAAACUUGUUGAGGUUGCCAAUUUAGUGUGCAGCAUGUCAAACAACGAGGAUGGCGUAAAGAUGGUGAGAUACGCUGCUGCACAAAUUGACAGUCUUUGCCCAGAGGUGAUCAAUGCAGCUAGAAUCCUGGCGGCUAGGCCGAAAAGUAAGGUUGCUCAAGAAAACAUGGAGGCGUUCAAGCAGUCUUGGGAGAACCAAGUGAGAAUUUUGACAGAGGCUGUUGAUGACAUCACGACCAUCGAUGAUUUUCUGGCAGUGUCAGAGAAUCAUAUUCUGGAAGACGUGAAUAAAUGUGUACUAGCCUUACAGGAGGGAGACGCCGAUAUCUUGGACAGAACAGCUAGUGGAAUCCGAGGUCGUUCUAAUCGUGUCUGUAGCGUGGUCACUGCCGAAAUGGAUAAUUACGAACCGUGCAUCUACACCAAGCGUGUCCUUGAAGCGGUCAAGGUGCUUAACGACCAGGUGAUGCCCAAGUUCACCCAGCGCGUCCAGGUGGCGGUGCAAGCGCUCGGCAGCAACCCUCCCAAAGAGGUGGAUGAGAACGAUUUUAUUGACGCCUCACGUCUGGUGUACGAUGGUGUAAGGGAAAUAAGAAGGGCGGUGCUGAUGAAUAGGGCUGAUGAAGAUCUGGAUCCUGAAGACGUUGAGCUGGACGAGAACUACACGUUGGAGACUAGGAGCAAGUCGAGUGCGCACACUGGCGAACACGGUGUGGACGAAUACCCGGACAUCAGCGGCAUAACAACAGCUAGAGAGGCCAUGGGCAAGAUGCCUGAAGAAGACAAACAGAAGAUCCUCCAACAGGUGGAGUUCUUCCGCUCGGAGAAGCUGAAGUUCGACCGCGAGGUAGCCAAAUGGGAUGACACAGGUAACGACAUCAUCGUGCUGGCCAAGCACAUGUGCAUGAUCAUGAUGGAGAUGACGGAUUUCACCAGAGGGCGUGGACCGCUCAAGACCACCAUGGACGUUAUCAAUGCGGCUAAGAAGAUUUCAGAAGCAGGCACAAAGUUGGACAAACUAACCCGCCAAAUCGCCGAACAAUGCCCAGAAAGCUCCACCAAGAAAGACUUGCUGGCCUACCUCCAGCGCAUCGCGCUGUACUGUCACCAGAUGAACAUAACCUCCAAAGUAAAAGCGGAUGUGCAAAACAUCAGCGGCGAGCUCAUAGUGUCCGGCUUGGACAGCGCCACCUCCCUGAUCCAAGCUGCAAAGAACCUGAUGAACGCCGUAGUGCUGACGGUGAAGGCGUCGUACGUGGCCUCCACCAAGUACCCGCGUCAAGGUCAAGUCGCGUCGCCGAUCGUCGUGUGGAAGAUGAAAGCGCCCGAAAAGAAACCGCUCGUCAGGCCGGAAAAACCGGAAGAAGUACGUGCCAAAGUGAGGAAAGGAUCGCAGAAGAAGGUCCAGAAUCCGAUACAUGCGCUGUCCGAGUUCCAGAGUCCUACUGAGGCUGUUUAAGUGCGUAUAUGGAGUUUUUACGUAUUUUUAGUUUAUGGCUUGUCGGCCAGUUAUGAUGAUGAAUACAAAAGCGUGAAUACGGUUUUGUUUUCUAGUUACUAAUGAUUUUUGGACAUAAGUUUGGUUUCAUCAAAAUUUCAAACAAUGGGGCAUUCUUUACCUAGACAAAACUGCAUACAUUUUUCAAUGUGAUUAUACCGGUUUUUUGCUCGAGAUUUGGCAAAAAUCGUAUAUUAUUUUCGUGCUCUAUGCAACUCAUUCAAAUCUGAAAUUCCCAAAUCAUUCAGCAAAAAUAAUUUGAUUUUUAUUUAGAAUAUGGUCAUAUAUUUUAUGUCAAAUUGACUUCAAGAUUACAUAUAAUUUACAGAGAAAUCCAUGCACCAUGUACACUGACGUCGUAAUGUGGACGAGAGGGAGCAUGCAAUACAUCUGGAGAAAGAGAUAGAAGCACCACGUUGCACGCUUCUCUCCCACACACAUUUCCUCGUCAGUGAUAUUUGGAUUUCUCUGUAUAUUCAAUUUUUCUUCAUAGUACUUCAACUGUGACGUAUCAGUAGAAUGUCGUAUUAAGAGGGGAGAUUAUUAUAUGGUCGUAUUUCGUCAUUGCUCUUAUUACCGAUUCAUAUUUUCUAAUAAUGCUUCUGUAUGAUUUAUUACAUUUCUCUGUGUGCUUCGUGUAUUUUUUUGUUAUUUAUAUACUUUAAAAAUGAACAUUCAUCUGUGUAUGGUGUAAAUAGGGGCAUGUUUACCCUAGGGCAAUGAGAGCCACGGACCUGGGUGGCAACUAAAGCUGCCUCAAUUAAGUUUCUGUUUGCCUGAUAAAAUACCGCAUUCCUAACUUUGCUUCUGAAUGUCCAAGGCGCCGAUCAUUUGUGUGUGAGGCCUAAAUCCCGCAAAAGGUUUCUAAGACGUUCAGCAUUUGUAUUUAUCAUCAGACUUGGUAGACAUUCCAAUGAACAUAUCCAUUAUAUAUUAUUACAAAUAUUUUUUCCGUCGGCCGGUUUUACCAGGGUCAUGAGUAGGGAUGCACCGAGUACUCGGUUUGUACCCGGUACUUGGUCCAUUUUACCGAGUACCCGGUUUCGCUGAGUACGAAAUUACUCGGUCUGGUCGCAAGACACACAACUUGAGUGAACCAAAGAAUUGCAGAUGUGAUAUACGAACUCUGAGCUGAUAUCUCUUUCACUAACCUCCAAGACAUUAACCAUCAAAAAAAUCUAUGGUUACAGCAUAUUUUUCCCAAAAUCAACUGCAUAAUUUAGAUAAUUUGGUAAAUAUAGACUUCUCACUUCUCCAGUAGGCUAGUGUAUUUGUGUUGCUUAUUUUUUAUACACGACGUGUUGCUACUACAUGUUUUUUUAAACUGAAACCGCAUUAUAGUAUUGGCUCUUUACAUUUUUUUUUUUUCGUAUGAACACUCGAAAAACACAAAAACCACAAAAUGAAACAAUGCAGUAAAGGCGAAAAGUAACGUGAAUAACGAAGUAAGCUGCGUUUCUGCAAAUCUUCACUCAUAUAAGGAUAAAUUCAGGUUUGGUCUUUCUCAAAUCUGAAUUGGUGCAGCCACGACAGCCAGCAGUUUUUAUUUGUUUUUUUAUGACCUUCUUAAGGCAGCUUAAAAAUCAGGACUUAAUAGUGUUCGCGAUUCUAUAAAGUAAUUUUUCGAAAAUUGAUUAGCUUGGCACCUUACAAAUGCUUCUUCCUUAAUAAGAGGAAUUGCAAAAUAUAUCAAAAAUAAAUGUUCCAAAAGUGUAGUGGCAGAAUAUUGUUUUAAUUUUAACUCGAUGUUGUAUCUGCUGAAUUUCACUGUGAGAAACAUACGCCUAGCUGUUGAAAGACUCAUAUAUGUUUGAAAAAAUAAAACUUCUGAAAACACCGCAAAUACACUAACCUGCGACGAUUUACUAACAAAAACCUAUCUAAGUUCCACACCAGUGGUGCGUUUUCUUGGGAAUAAAGGGUCCUUUCAAAAACGCAAAUAUAAUCUUGAUAUCACUAAGGCCUGGUUUUUCAUUCGCUGGUUAACUUUCAAGUUUUGUAACUUAACUAUUAGUUGUCGAUAAAUUCGUUUUUCAAUCUCUGGUUAACUAACACGUUACGGUUGUUAUGGCGACGCUUCCUCUAUAUCUGAAAUAUCGUGUUUUGUGACGGUCGAUGUUUGUGUGUCGCGACAUCUGUCACUGUCAAGCAAAACAUGUUAGGAAUUGCGGUGUAAGUACAUCUUUAUAGUUAACUAUUAGAUGGUCUUCGGGUUAAAGUUAACUACCGAUUUACGAUAAACCUGACAUCCAUUUUAAGAGUUAACCUGCAAUUGAAAAACCAGUAGCUGAAAUAAGCCGGAGCAAAUCACUCCACCGAGUACCGGGUACUUGAAUCUGAUAGAGUACCCGGUACUCGGUGUUUUGGAAAAAGUAGUACUCGGAGCAUCCCUGGUUAUGGGUGACGUGUUUGGCGAGAUCAUGGAGCCCAUAUACCAGGAGAAGGUACGGCAAUGCUGUAAAAUGACUCCGAAAUUUGACGCAUAGAGUACCAGUGAUGCUUUCUCAGGGUUGCCAUGUUGAGGAAUUUUCCUUCAACUGAGGGAAGUCAAACGUUUCGCGGGUAGAAAGCAUCCCCCCCGUUCUUUGAACCAAACCUACCCCUUUCCAUUAAUUAAUCACUGCGUCCCCAAUCAGGCGUCAAAUUCUGGAGACGUUUUUUUCGCAUUUUACCGGUUCUCCUGGUAUAUAUGGGCGAGAUCUUGAUUCAAGGAUAGACAUGGUAGCAAAAAUUAUGACUCGAUGUCCUCUUCAUGUCCAGAGGAAAAGUGAAGAAAGCUUGAUUUUAACACGUACCAGGGGCUCAAUUGUUGAAAACGAGGGAGUAUAGACAGUGUUCUGUUUGUUGAAUAAAUUUGUCAAUGCAUCCAUUUUCGGCGAAAUAAAAUAAUAUAUUCGAUUCAUUAAAAGGUUAAUUUCGUAUUUCGGCGACGAGAUUUCUGCACUUGUCCUCCUGAGAAUGAGCCAGGGAGCGACUCUUCUAUUAUUGUUAAUGAAUAGUUCCUCAAAAGGUAAAAAGAACGCCCAAUUUCGUUUGAACGAUGAUCCCCUGAUAAAUACUACAGUGCUUGGUUGCUACUCUCAAUGUUCCUAAACAUAAAUUGUAACGCUUUCGAUGAUACAGGACUAGAAAUAGAUGGUAACUUGGCCGAAUAUUUAUUAUUAGACAAGGCGCUGGAAGACGUUAAAUUUGCAAAUUGUGAAGGCCGUACUUGAACCGAUAUCAACUGAGAAGAGGUCAAAGAAUAAUAUCCGGAUCUGGAUGACCGCGUGGUCCAGUUUUUAAUCCUCUCCUUUGUUCCAUUUUCUUUCAACCCUCUCCCCCUCAAAAAUAAAGGAAAAUGCGGGAGUACAUGCUUUGGGGCGAUUUGAAUGGCUAUUUUAAUGUAUUUUUUUUUCAAUUAAAGGGAUAAUAGGUUGUUAAAUGAGGCAAAAAACAAGCAUUGUUAAAAACAGUAGUUUUGGUUCUUCUGGUCUGCAAUGACCCCCUAUCACAACCUUUUCAUUACUUUUGGGACGCUCUGUAUAUUUAAACAAAAUUACUGCUAUAAACAAAACAGUUUCUGCUUCAAUUUAAUGAAGGCGGUACAGUCUGUGAAAAUGGUUGGAACAAAAACAAGUCUCUGGGCAAGAUCCGGAUUAUUAUUCUUCGACCUCUUCUCAGUUGGUGUCUGUUCAUCUAGUUCAUAAAGUGAGAUCCUCACGUUUUUUCAAAUACAAUUCCUUCCAGCAACUGCUCUGUAUGUUAGAUCUUCAGGGUCGGAAAUAAUCUUUCUGGACAGUAGGAAAACCUUCAACAUGCGUUUUAUAAAAAGAAUUUUAGUGCUCAAAAAUAUUUGAAUGAUCCCGUGUGAUUGACAUAAAAAAUCGAUUUUUAUGCUUUACCGUUUAUAAUGAGCUAUUAUUUUUUAAGCUGUCCAGUUAAUUUUUACACUAUAAGUAUGCUUAUAUUUUUUGCCAAGGAAUAUAUGUAAGAUUAUGGUUUAUUUUUUAUUUGAUUUUUGAUAGGUUAAGAAGUCAAUGAAGUCUACAGGAAUCUUUAUCCCUUUAGCUUUUGUGAUAACUUUAUAUGUGGUAGUAUGUAAAAUUGGUGUUUUUUCAAUGACAAAUAUAGUUGUAUUGAAAAUCAGUGUUUUUUUUAACCUGCCAUUCUAACAAAGCAGAAAAGUGAGAACAAAUUGUCGAAAAUAACUACAAAUAAUUUUAGGUGGAGUUUCAGAAAUUUUUCAUGCUUAAGAAAAUCAUAAUUGAAGACACGAAUGGAUGAAGGUGCUAUUUAACAUUUUUCUAAAAACCGUUAUUUCACUAUGGCUCC